GGGGAAAACACAGACAACAUGGCAGACCUCGUGGAGUCAGUGUUGCGAGAUGCAGCUGAGAAACAGGCGAAAUUUAAGACUACGGAGGUCGAAAAGGACAUAGAAGUUGAAAUUGACGAGGGGAAUUUGUUAGCCGUUGACACCAACCCACUGACUCUAAAAGAGCUGAAUUCUCAAAGAGGUGAAUAUUUGCGGAAUUUGGUCAGGGAUAAUACACAGUUGCUGAUAAAUAAACUUUGGCAGCUCCCUGUGGAAAGACAGGAUGAUGUAGUUAUUGCAAAGCUACCAGACCCCACAACAGUUAUACCAAGAGAAAAACCGAUACCAAAAGACAAACCUCAAACAAGAUGGGAGAAAUAUGCAAAAUUAAAAGGUAUACAGAAUCGAAAGAAAAGUCGGAUGGCGUGGGAUGAGCAGAAGAAGGAAUAUCGACCUCGUUGGGGUUAUAAGAGAGCUGGCGAUGACACAAAGGACUGGGUGAUAGAAGUGCCAGAAAAUGCAGACCCUUAUGAGGAUCAGUUUGAAAAGAGGAUGAAAAGCAAGAAAGAGAGAGUGGCCAAGAAUGAACUAAACAGACUCAGAAAUAUAGCCAGGGCACAGAAGACAAAGGUACCUGGGGUGGGGCUAACCCCUACUGACACGCCCACCAAGGACCAUGUAGGGAAAGCCCUGGCGGUGGCUAAGCGCUCCACGGCCUCGAUUGGUCGGUUCACAGAAUCCUUACCUAAGGAGAAGCCAUCCAGGUUUACAGGCAAAAAACGACAGUUUGAGCCAAAUUAUGGGAACAUCAAAUCAGAGAAAUUGAAACAGUUGAACAUUCUGAACUUAAUCCUGAACAAGCAGCCAAAACUGGAUGUUACGAAGGCUGUUAAUAGUCAGAUGUUGGAGGAGGAGACAAGCAGGUCACAAGCGCCAAGGAAAGAGAAGCAAAAAGCUGGUGGGAAAAGAGGUUUCAAAGGGGGUAGAGGAAAGUUUUCAUCAGGGCGAGGAGGGAAGGGGGGACAUAAAGGGAAGAGAGGAAGGGGAAAGUAAUGUGCAAA
Messenger RNA from Liolophura sinensis, 1040 nucleotides. Its product is annotated as ribosome biogenesis regulatory protein homolog. The record is from RefSeq and is a predicted model, not a curated record. The transcript is spliced from 10 exons. Lineage: Eukaryota; Metazoa; Mollusca; Polyplacophora; Chitonida; Chitonidae. Gene Ontology annotation, molecular function: protein binding. Gene Ontology annotation, cellular component: nucleus; nucleolus; preribosome, large subunit precursor. Gene Ontology annotation, biological process: ribosome biogenesis; endonucleolytic cleavage in ITS1 to separate SSU-rRNA from 5.8S rRNA and LSU-rRNA from tricistronic rRNA transcript (SSU-rRNA, 5.8S rRNA, LSU-rRNA); ribosomal large subunit biogenesis. The coding region runs from base 19 to 1032 and encodes 337 amino acids.